AUGACAUCACAACGAUCACAGGAGGAUUAUCCUGGCUCGAUUGAGAGUGAGAUUGAAGGCCGACCAACAAGAAGGACCCUCCAUUCUAGCCGAGAUGCCAAUGAUGAGGCUGAGAGUAUUCAUUCAGAUGAAGAAGCAUCUCUAAUUCAUCAGUCCGAUGAUGAAGCCUUCCCGAUUCGGGAACCGGCGGAGCCGCAUCGUCGCUUUGGUCUUCUUUCCACAACUUUUCUGAUAACCAACCGCAUGAUUGGCACCGCAAUAUUCUCCGUGCCAUCAUCUAUCGCACAAUCCGUUGGGAGCGCUGGUGCAGCCCUGACGUUAUGGCUGGUUGGGUUUCUCUUGUCUUUCUGUGGAUUUCUCAUAUACCUUGAACUGGGUAAUCUGUUGCCUCGCAAUGGUGGGGAGAAGGUCUACCUUCAGGCGGCGUAUCCACGACCACCAUUGCUAGUGAGUAUUGGAACUGUUGUUAUUGCAGAGAAUAUGCUUCUGGCAUUUGGGAUCACAACAAAUGACUGGGUGAAACGUGGUAUAGCGGUCGCUAUCAUGGCAUGUAUAGCAGCAAUGCAUGUUUACACGAAGAACUGGGGAAUCAAACUGAUGGUGAGUGAUCCGGAACAACCGUCAGCCGUAUUUGUGCCCAAUAAUGACUUGAUUUUCCAGAAUACGCUCGCCUCGAUCAAAAUAAUAGUCCUUGUUCUCAUCAUCUUCACCGGCCUUAUAGUUCUCCAUGGGGAUGUGUCAAAUGUACCCCAUCCAGGAGCCAGCUUUGAGCAUCCCUUCUCGGGAUCAUCUUCGAGCGUCACUGACUAUACAUUUGCUCUAUAUAAAGUCCUGGCUAGUUACCAGGGUUGGUGCAAUGCCGGCUAUGUUCUGGACGAAGUCAAAGAUCCCCGUCGGACCCUCAAGAUUGCUGGCAUCUUAGGGCUUACCUCCGUGGGUCUUCUAUACUUUAUGGUAAAUGUGGCAUACUUUGCUGCCGCAACCCCCAAAGAACUGAGCGAGACGGGUGUCACGGUAGCUGCGCUCUUCAUCGGUAAGGUUUUCGGGGAGGAAAUGCAAUCAUUGAGUGCCGUCCUCGCGGCCCUAUCUUCUUUAGGAAACUUAAUGACGGCAUCGUUCUCAAUCUCGCGGGUGGUUCAAGGGUUUGCAGAGGAGGAAGUCCUGCCGUUCUCUUCAUUCUUUGCCAAGAAAUCACGCUUUGGCUCACCAGCCGCUGCCUUCUUAUUGGUUUUCUUGUCCUCGUUCAUUAUGAUUAUCUGUGUUCCGUUUGGGGAUGUUUACAACUUCAUUCUCGAUGAGAAUGACAUACCCACAACGGACAUUCAGGGUCUGGACGAGCGUGGCAUUGAUAUUCAUGGCCUCUCAGAUUUACUUGCUCUUUUCCACAUUCUCAAACUCGGCCAAAAGCAGCUCAAACCUACCAGUAUGGUUGACUCCCGUGACGUCAGUCCUGGUGCUCUCGUGUGGUAG
Molecule: messenger RNA, 1470 nt
Organism: Aspergillus affinis
Lineage: Eukaryota; Fungi; Ascomycota; Eurotiomycetes; Eurotiales; Aspergillaceae
Product: APC family permease
Exons: 5
Coding region: 1-1470 (489 amino acids)
Biological process (GO): amino acid transmembrane transport
Cellular component (GO): membrane
Molecular function (GO): L-amino acid transmembrane transporter activity
Source: RefSeq, a predicted model, not a curated record